Molecule: messenger RNA, 657 nt
Organism: Rangifer tarandus platyrhynchus (Svalbard reindeer)
Lineage: Eukaryota; Metazoa; Chordata; Mammalia; Artiodactyla; Cervidae
Source: the annotation of a GenBank genome assembly
AUGGCUGCCACGUCCCGGGUUCUGGGUGAAUUCCCUCCUGUCAUUGUAGUCCUGCAUGGUGGCGCCAGGGCAAGAAUGUUAGCACUUCCUGUGAAAUGGAGAGGCUUCCCCAAGAAAGGCCCAAGACGGGGACAAGGUUGUGUUGGCCUUUCCCUGAGGCUCUCUCCCCUCAGGGCCUUUUUUCUGAACAUUGACUCAGUUCUGAGGAGGUUCUCACAGCCCAACUUUCUUCCCUCUGACUGGUACCUGGAUGCCAAGCUGUGGCCAAGAACCCAGUCCAUGCUGCUGCUCCACAAGGAAGUGCCGCGUCGCAUCCAGGAGGGAACCCCGAUUCUGUUUAUUGAGCGCCUACGCCAAGCUCAGGACUGGGCUCGCAACGCCAGCACUCCAGCAACUCGGGCCGGGACCCAUCCUCCAGAAGAACCGACGGCGGGCCAGCAAGGGACCGACAGAACCGCGCCCCCAGCCCCCGCGUCCCCUCUGCCGGCCUUAACCUCACCCGACCCCACGGGGGCUGCCGGAGCUAAAAUUAGGCGAGCGCGGGGCGCGCUCACGUGCACCCGGCGCACGGGGGCCAGGGGCGCGGCCCGAGUGAGUCACGGCCCCGCCCCCACCCGCAGAGGACGCGCUGACGUCAGCCGCUUCCCCGAAGGGUGA